AUGGUUGUUGUUGUUCCUGCUGUCGACGACGACGUUCUAAUUACAACAACAACGGCAGCAACGACAGCGACAGCAACAGCAGCACAGCCAACGACGACGACAACAGCAAACACAAAUAUCGGCAACGCCAACGGCAAUAUCCAAUUUGAGGCAACAGUAAAAGCAUUAACGCCACCAAACACUUGUGAGUCGGCUGAGACGUCCUCUAAUAAUAAUAACAACAACAACAACAACUACAGUAACAGUCAUCAACAACAUCAUCGCAGUGAUAAGACAACAACGACAACGACGACGAGAACAACAGCAAUUGCCGCUGGCACGCAGAAGCAACAGCCAGCAGAAAAAACAGCAGCAGCAGCAGCAACAACAACAGGGGCAACAUCUGUUGCUGCUGUUAGUUCACUGCCAGUGCCGUCAAAAAGUGCAGUGAGUCAACGACAAGUGGAUAUUAAAAUUGAUAAGAAGAGCAACAUGGAACAAGCCACACAGCAGCUAACAAAAAAGGUUCUCAAACUAGAUUUGAGUGGCAAAAAUUUAGAUGACUAUGCACUCAAAUCACCAAAAUCACCCAUAGCAGCACGUUUGCCGCAUCAAACAUCGUUGACAUCAUCGGUGGACGUUGAGGAUCGAAAGACAUUACGAGAGGCCUUAUAUCAGGGUAUAUUUCAUCGACAUCGCCGUACCAUAUUUGCCGUGGGUAGCUUUUUGCGAAUGCUGCGCAGUCGGAAUGCCCAAUAUAAUACCAUACGGAGCUCAUCGGAGGGCGAGGAUAUCGAUGAGUUCCUCAAGAGGCGCAGCAGCAAACUACUGAAAUUGCCGCAUCUCUUUGAUCGCUGAUUAGGAUCAGCUACAAAAGAAGCUGGGAAUUGAUUUUUAAUACUCUUAAUAAUUUAUACAAUUUCAACAUAUGAAGAAUAAUAAUAACAACAAUAAGAAAUAUA
Molecule: messenger RNA, 941 nt
Organism: Drosophila willistoni
Lineage: Eukaryota; Metazoa; Arthropoda; Insecta; Diptera; Drosophilidae
Product: peroxisomal membrane protein PEX14
Exons: 4
Coding region: 1-837 (278 amino acids)
Source: RefSeq, a predicted model, not a curated record